AAUAUUCAUUAUAAUUGGGGUGAACAAGCAAAUCGCAUAAACCGGUGAUUCGUUGUAAUAAUGGCUCUCUCCUUGCGACGCUACAGUUGGUCAGGUGACACCGGGCAUUUGGCUCAACUGUUGAAACAAAGAAUUAAGGCAGGAAAAGAGAGAUCGAUGUUAAUUGCAAUGGACAAGAUCGAUAAUUUGCCAGAAAGUUUGAUUAUCGAGAUUCUGUCAAGGCUACCAGUAAAAGAUCUGUUACAGUUUAAGAGUGUGUGCAAAUCAUGGUAUGCGAUGAUUUCUAGCCCGAAUUUUGUAUCCAAACAUCUAAGUAACUACUAUAACAACAAUGAUGAUUGGCGCGGUUGUCUCCUUGUUCAAGAUUUUAUUACAAACGCUGAAAUUGAGUUAGUUGAGUUGCUUGUCGAUGAAACUCCUCGAGUUUUAGCUUGUGAUAAUUUAUGUGGUAUGCCGAUGAGUUGCUCUUUUCUUAGUGGUCCUUGUGAUGGAUUGUAUUAUGUGUAUCAAUAUACGGGUACUCGUGCGUUGUGGAAUCCGGCUAUUGAUGAGUUUAAGCUCUUGCCUGAUAUAAUUUGUAAGCCUGAUCUUCCUAAGCAGUUCACUUAUUCUUCGUAUGAGGUUUUUGGUUUUGGUUUUGAUCAUGUUAUCGGGGAUUAUAAGGUGGUUGUUAUGAAAGGUUAUUGGGAGGUUGAUCCUAAUGAUAGAAGUGAUCUCCACCAUCCGGUGUCUGUACUUGUGUAUUCAUUAAAGACUGAUUCGUGGAGGUAUUGCGGAGAUCUGUCUAAAGCUUAUGAUUUAGAAAUAAAUUACUGUUACAUAUAUGUGAAUAAAUGUUGUUACUGGUUGGGAUCACUGGAUAAUAACUCUGAAGUGAUGAUUUCGUUUGAUAUGGCUAGUGAUUCGUUCAGAGAGAGUGAUGUUCCAGACUCUGUUCCAGGCUAUACACAGCCAAGUUUUAAGCGUCUUGCAGUAUAUGACGAUUCUCUUGCAUUGUUGUCUCUCCAUAAGACUCAGAAGAAUUUUGAUAUUUGGACAUGGAGUGAGGGGGGGUGUUGGACCAAGAAAUUUAGUUUGGGGCCGCUUCCUGGUGUUUGGACUCCUGUUGGUCACUGGAAGUGUAACAUGCUCUUACUGCAAUGUGAGGAUGGUACGAUUUUCUUAUUUGAUCCCGACACACAAGAAAGGAAAGAUCUUGCAUUUCAGAUCAGCACAAUGUGUCGAGGAGUGUUUGCAUACAUGGAAAGCCUGGUUUCUAUCAAAGGUCAGACCGAGGCAGGGCAGCAGUCCGAGGGAAUUUGAAUCACCAAACAAUUGAGCCAAGUCAUUCAUCAUUCCUUCCAGCAGAUUCCUAAGUGUUAUGUGUGUGUGUUUUUUUGGGUGUGUUUUGUGUUACGUUGGUGUUUGGCUCUCUUGGAUGAGAAAUAUUCCAAGUUUGAUUUUUCUUUGAGUCCCUGUCAAAUGGUAUCAAAUUUUCUUUUAUGAAUAAGGAUGAAUUAAUUGUUAUUAUUAUGAAA
Daucus carota subsp. sativus is the source of this 1517-nucleotide messenger RNA. Its product is annotated as putative F-box protein At3g16210. NCBI's taxonomy places the organism in Eukaryota, Viridiplantae, Streptophyta, Magnoliopsida, Apiales, Apiaceae. Gene Ontology annotation, molecular function: protein binding. The transcript is spliced from 2 exons. The record is from RefSeq and is a predicted model, not a curated record. The coding region runs from base 61 to 1302 and encodes 413 amino acids.